Anolis sagrei ordinatus is the source of this 901-nucleotide messenger RNA. RefSeq names its product COMM domain containing 5 (gene COMMD5). Lineage: Eukaryota; Metazoa; Chordata; Lepidosauria; Squamata; Anolidae. Gene Ontology annotation, cellular component: nucleus. The record is from RefSeq and is a predicted model, not a curated record.
AAAGAACAUUCCCCGGGAAUCCGGAAGCAGCCCUGGGAGAUUUUUUUUGCAAACAGGCUUUAUUUAUUUUUUUGCAUUUUCAUUGCUGUUUUUUCUUGAUUUCCUUUUUCACUCAGCCGCCAUGGCUGCACUGGUCAAGGCAGGGCUCUCCCUAGAAAGCAAUGCAAACAACAGCAGCAGCAGGGUCAGUUUCUUAGGGUCCCGGUUGCCCCCCGAAGUGGAAGCCAUGGCUAGAAGCCUACGAGAAGUGAGCAAAGAGACCUUCCGGAAGAUCCUCAAAGUCACAGUGAGUGCCUUGGAAGGGAAAGACUGCAAGGAGUCGGUCAGGACGAUUGCCGAGAGCACGGGCCUCUCCGACGAGCAGCUUGCCGUCCUCAUCUCCGGCAUGUAUACGCUCCUCCGUGAAGCAUUAAGGCUCCCCGCUUCCUCUCUCAAGCAAGAAGUCUUUCGAGAAGACUUAAAGGAGCUUAGAAUCCCAGAAGACUUCAUUGUGGACUUUGCCACGGUGGCCUUUGGGAACAGGCGACCGACUCUUGACGCUGCCCUGCAAAACCAAUCUAGCAAGCUGCCCAAAAUUGAAGACCUCAAAUGGAGAGUGGAUGUGGCCAUUUCUUCCAGUUCGUUGGCUCGUGCCUUGCAACCGUCCAUUCUGAUGCAGAUGAAGCUCUCCGAUGGAUCGGCCCAUCGCUUUGAAGUGCCGGUGUCAAAAUUUCAAGAAUUACGGUACAACGUUGCUCUGAUCCUGAAGGAGAUGAACGACUUGGAGAAAAGGAGCGUUCUCAAGAUUCAGGAUUGAUCGACAAAAGCAAAAAUCACCAAACCCAAAAGGCCAAACAAAGCAAGGAGCUCCUGUUUCGAAAUGCAAUGCAUUGUGAUGUUGCCUGUAAAUAUUUCCAACUUU